GGCGCUUCCUGCAAGGAGGAGGAGGAGGCAGGGCAAGGCCUCAGCUGCAGGGGCGGGGAGAAGUGGGGAGCGAUGCUUGUCUCUGAGCUGAGGCGGUUCUGGCUGGCAGAGCAGUCUGGAGGCGGUCCAGGGUGCUGUGGAGGCAGGGGGCUCCCUAGGUUUGAAACAAAGACCUUGUGGGCAGCUCCCCUGAGCCCAGGCCGGCAGGAUGGCGGUGUAGUGCAAGUGAGGCCACAGGCGGGAUGGCUGGUGCUAAGAGGAGCCACCUGUGAUUUGGACCCCCAGCUGCAGUUUGGUCCCUUGAAGAUGAAGUGGCCCAGGUGAAGCCAGGCCAGGUCCCAUGGCCAGCUCAGGGACAAAGACACAAUGGGCUGGGCCAAGCCUGGGGCAAGGGCCCCGAAGGCGGCGCUGGGCUUGGGCUGAGGAACAAGACGCAGAUGGAAGAAGUGACCAGGGCUGGGGAAACAAACAGUCUCUUCCUGAAGCCAUCAGUCCUGAGCUCCUAGAGGACUUCCGCAGGGCACAGGGUCAUCUGCCAGCCCUAGAGUGGGACCCAGACAUGCAGGACUCCGAAGAGUCUUCUGGAGAAGAGACUGAAGCUGAUGAUGUGAACAGCCCAGAGGGUCCCACCGUGCCCCUGCCCUGGCUCUCUAGGCACCAUCAACAACAGCUGGAUCUGUCUGAAGAGGAGCUGGAUGAGGCCCCUGGGAGCCCUGAGGUAGACUUAGCUGGAGAGAGUUAUACAGAGCUGGAGUGUGAAGACCAGGGAGAUUCCAGCCCUCCAGCUCUAGGACAGGGACCAGCCAGUGGCUGGAUUACCUCUCUCAAACAAGGCAGUAACUACAGAUCUUCAGAGCAUCUUGAGACCCAGCUAUCUGUUGAACACAGUCACACAAAGUCUUGGAGCAGUGGGACCGUGAGCCUAGGUCAACCUAGUGACAGCCUUGGUUCUACCUGUGAAGAAGACACCGAUGUCCACCAGCCUGCCACCUUGCCCGAAGCCCUGCCACAGAGUCUGUGCCACAACCUUCCACACCCAGGUGACAGAAAUGGAGGUGACGUUGCUCCGGCAACACCUACAGAAUUCCGGGACUCCUUAGCAUCGCCAGCCCAGAAUCCUGAGUGCUCUACAGGCACAUGGGGACGAGAAACCACCAGCCUCCCCAGCUCUCGGCUUGAGGACCAGACCUGGAAGAGAACUAAGACAUCACCUAAGCCGCUGCCCUCCCGGUUCACUGGCUCAGUCAGCCCCCUGAGUACUCGGCUUGGGGCAGUAAAGAAAGUUGUGUCACAGCACAAGCAAGGAGCCACUCUGGCUGGCCACUCUUCGUCACAUGCUCCCAAGUACGGCAAAGGGCGCCUGAACUACCCACUCCCGGACUUCUCCAAGGUGGGGCCCCGGGUGAGGUUUCCCAAAGAUGAGAACUACCGACCCCCGAAGUCCAGAGGCCACAACAGGCAGCAGGGCUCUACCAGACCCCUCAUCUUCAAGUCGCCAGCUGAGAUCGUUCGGGAUGUACUGUUGAGUAGCGGAGAGGCAUCCCUGGCCAAGGGGUCUCCUCUUGCUCACCCUAUCCCCAGGGUGCCCCAGGAGUUCCAGACACCCGAACAAGCCACUGAGCUAGUUCAUCAGCUCCAGGAGGACUAUCACAAGCUCCUCACCAAGUAUGCGGAGGCUGAGAACACCAUUGACCAACUUCGCCUUGGGGCCAAGGUGCAUCUGUAUUCAGACCCGCCCCAGCCCAGUCAGAGCUUCUGCUCUGGGUCAAUGCCACAAGGAAGCAAGGUCAUAUCCUUCUCUAUCCCACAACCCAGAUCAGCAGAGUGGUGGCCUGACUCUGCCCAGGAUCCUCAGGCCUCUGAGGCCACGGGGUGGCCGUCCCCACGAACAGACCUGAGUCCCUCCUCGUCCCCCAGCAUGGCCACUCCAGGCCGGCAUCCUCAGAGCCAGGGCACUGCCACAGACCAGCCCUCCACAGGACAAACCCAGGCUCUGACCUCUCAGGUCAGCCGGCUUCUAGCCAAGGUGGAAUCCUUCGAGGAACUGGUACUGGCUGGACACCUCCCACCCCAGGACCAAAUCAAGAGCUUGGAGCAGCUGAGGGCAGCCCACAUGGCCCUAGAGGCAGAGUACCUGCAGGCUUGCAGAGAAGAGCACUUGAACCCUCAGCUUGAUGCCUCCCAGGGGAGUCCCAGGACCCUCAACCUCUGCAGGGAGCUAGAGGCAGAGAUAUACCACCUGGGGCAGCGCCUGGAAGAGCUGCAGGACCAUAUGGACCAGACCCAAGGAGAGCUAGAGCCAUGUGUGCCAGACCUGCAGGACAGCACCCCAGUCAUGCCCUUUCUGCCCCAGCCAGCUCAUCUGCCCAUGCCUUCAGGACCAGUCUCCUCAGCAGAUGUCCAAACCUACCAGGAGCCUGCUACCAUCACCACUUCCCCCGGAAGCUCUUGCAUGCUCCCCGUGAACAAGGAGGUAAGCCUGGACAUCAAGACAGAGGAAAGCCCAAGAGGUCUCCCAGUCCCACUCAGAGACAGGAAGCCUCAGAUGGAGCAGGACUUUCAUGGCCUUCUGGAGAGAUACCUCAGCGUGAAGUCCCUCCCUGAAGCCUUGAGAGUUGAAGAUGAGGAGGACCUAGAGGAGGAGGAGGGGGAGGAACAGGAUCAUCAUGGCACCUUGGAAGAUGAUGGUCCAGCCGCAGCUCCAGGGAAAACAGAAGCCAUGAGGGUAUCACCAGGACAGCGCUCAGCACAGGCUGUGGAGAACCAUAGGGCUGCUAUCCAGGGAGAUGAGGAACAGAUGCCAUCUAUGACAUCACCAAACUUCCGGCCAUCCAAGGCCAGAGACAGGUACACACCAGUCCUGGAUACCGAGGAAGUGGCUCAACAGGGCACCAAACCCAUGACAUCACAUCAGAGCAGUCUGACCAGCCUGGAAGAGAGCAGGUCCUCAGAGGUGCUUCCUCGCAAAGCCUUGCUUCAGGGUGGUGGGCCCCACACUGAGGAGCCCUGGAUGGUGUCACCAGAGACAGACAGUGGCUUCGUGGGCUCAGAAACCAGCAUAGUGUCACCUUUCGCCCAGACCCCAGAGCAUCGGCUCUCCCAUGUCAGCACUUCAGGGCCAUCAGCUCAACACCUCACUGCCUCUGUGCCUGGUGAUGGUACCUCCCAUCCCAAGGCCAGGGGUCCCAUGGUUCCCAGAAGAACCACUGAGGCUGACAUACCCAGAAACAGAACCCAGCGGCAUCUCUCCAGCCUGAGCUCUUCCCAGAGAGGACCACAGAGCUGCCACUUACAGGAGACACCAGUGGCUAAGAUAGUGGCUCCCAGGUCUGAGUUCAAGAGACAGAAACAGCUCCUUCCCAAUGGAACACCCAGCCCGGACUCCGCCCCAGCUCCCACAGCUGCCUCCAUCCCCCAUGGAUCAGCAGAGAGCACUGCCAACAUUCUCCUCAACAGGACAGAGCGCGACCAGGCCAUCAAGGAUCUGCAGGCGGAGGUGUCACGGCUCCGCCUACAACUGGAGGACAGCCUGCACCGGCCACACCCAGACAGCCCAGCUUGUGUAGCUUCUGCUUUCAACCACUCCACCCAGACCCAGGGAAAGCUGGUCAAUUUCUCACCCUCCUGGGGCUCCCACUACGGCAGUAAAUCCACAGAGAGGCUGUCUGGGGAGCCUAAUGGCAGAGAGCCAGCUGAGCCAAUGGGAAGACGGCGAGCCAGGUCCUCCUCGGUGCCUCGGGAUGUACCCAGACUGCUCCUAAGUUCUGAAUCUGAGUCAUCUGUUCCUCGGCUACCAUCUGAGAAGAGCAGAACCUUGGAGGAGCAUCCCCAGGCUGCACAGUGGGGGACAAGACCGCCCAGCAGCACCAAGCGGAGGGAAAGAGUCUCCUUCCGGGGUCAGUACACAGGCCAGGAGUACCACAUUCUGUCCCCAAAGGCCGUCCUGAAGGACAGUGGUACAGCCUCCUGUCCCCACUGCCAGCCCAUUAGGACCCAGGACACAGGCAGUGCUGUCUAUAAAGAGCCACCGGGAUCAUCUGGUGCUGACACCCUCCGCUGUUCCCUCUGUGGUGAAGUCAAGUCAUCUGCAGAAGCAGAUGGCUCCAGCUCAGGCCCCUCUGAGAAGAACACCCCCAAAAAACCCGCACCUUCCACCCCCAGCCUCAAGCGGAAGAGCAGGCAGACGGGCUCACCAGUUCGAAUGCCCCCUGGACUCUGGUACCUGGCCGCUGCAGCCCCAGCCCCAGUCCCACCAGCCUUGGCCUAUAUCUCCUCAGCUCCCGUUUUGCCUUAUCCACCACCCACUGUGUACUAUGCAACCCCAGCACCUACCUCAGCCCAGACAACUUCCCCACAGCCUGCUCGGGGACCUCGGAGAACCCGGCGCUCUGUCCAGCUGGGUCUGAAUGACUUGGAGGAGUUGCAGGCCGCACUCAGAGAGGCUGCCCUGGCCGCUGAGAGCGUCCGCUCCACCACCCGUCAGCUGAGCCGCUCCCUGUCUGCAGAUCUGCGUCAUGCCCGGAGCCUGCGAGGCUCCUGCCUUUUCUGACUCCAUGGAGGCAGGCAGCAGCUGUUGUUUCCCAGUCAGCAGUCUUCUGGUACCACUGAUGGCUGGAAGAUGUCAUGCUCCCCUCCCCAGGAGUGCCACCUGCCUGGUCCAUGUGGCAUAUUUAAAAUGGAGAGACAUUGGCCUGGUCAGGAGUGGAUGAGUGUCCAGGGGACCAGCUCUGUCUAACAGGUGUAGUGACCAUAGCUCCCUCUGUCGAGUCAGAGCCUCUGAGACUCUCCUCACUGUCCCCCUCCUGUCCAUGAGCUUCUGCAGCUAUCAAUAUGGCUCUUACUGGACAGAAUGUCUUUACACUGGGGAGCUAACCUGAGCUUGGACCUGUCUCAGAAGGCCAGAGAAGACAAGAAAAGGCUGGGGUCUCUGAAGCAUUUUGGUCACUGCCUGGAAUAGCCACUCUGAGGCAGGCAUUGUCAGGGAGUGCUAGCUAGGGAUUUUGUUCCUAGUAACUAGUGGGCAGGGAUAGUACAUGGGGACCCGUAAAUGUCUUGGGACAGAGGCCUCAGAUGACACACGCCCAGCUCUUCUGUGGUUACAGAAGUUUUCCCCAUGAGCCCACAGAGUAGAGGCCAGGAAGCACCCAGCAGCCUCAGACUUUCCCACUAUGCUUUUGGAUUUUGUUAGCAUCUACUAGAGGACUGAGUUCCCUGCCAGGUCCUGGCCUGGGGCUGAAAGACUAGGCCAGCACCCCUUUCCCCAUCCCAUAGCAGAGUGACCUCAACAUUUCUGGUGUGUGUGUGUGUGUGUGUGUGUGUGUGUUAUCACAUAUUGUGUAUAUAUUUGAGGCAUUUAAAAAUCUAUUUUUGUUAUAAAAGUAAAUGAAGGAAAAUAAAUAAUGAACUUAAGAAAGGGCAAAGAAAUCCCCAAAGCUA
Molecule: messenger RNA, 5436 nt
Organism: Grammomys surdaster
Lineage: Eukaryota; Metazoa; Chordata; Mammalia; Rodentia; Muridae
Gene: Akna
Product: AT-hook transcription factor
Exons: 22
Coding region: 341-4549 (1402 amino acids)
Biological process (GO): neuroblast delamination; epithelial to mesenchymal transition; neuroblast division in subventricular zone
Cellular component (GO): centrosome
Source: RefSeq, a predicted model, not a curated record